AGGACAAAGAGUCAACUUUUUUUCCCUUUUAACCUUCUUUUCUCUUAAAAAAAUCGUUUGCGAGAGACCAGGAGAAACUUACCAGACACCAUUUCCACAAUCGUUACCAAAAAAAGAAUUAUGUAUAUCUAAAAAAAUUGGCUUCAAAUCAAGAUUUCUCCCCUAAAAUUACUCUAAAAAUUGACUAAAAAACAUCCCAUUCGAUUCGAGUGUUUUUUUUUUCGUUUCUUUUUUGUAAUUCGUAUUUUCGAGUCGCGUAUCUAUCAGGUGCAGUGUUUCAAUUCUCGUCCGUUCUCGACCAAGUGGAUGUUUUUUUCCUUCGGAUCAGUCAGGCCAUCAUAGAUGUGCCAUCUAGAGACUUUGCGCAUCAUCAUCCUCAUCAUUCUCAUCCUCCUCCUCUUCCUCUGCUCCUCGAUGCGACUUGACUCUUCCGAACUCUAUAAAUCGAAGAAGGAGGAGUCUUAACUUCUUUUUUUUUUUUUAAAGGGUGGGAACUUUUUUUCUUUUCUUUUUUUUUUUUGCUGCUCGCGAGUUGUGAUGAUGAUGAUGAUGAUGUCGGUGAACAGCAGUAGCAAGCAGUCGUUUGUUAUGCCUCACACCUCUUUACCCGAGCCCAAGUACUCUUCCUUGCAUUCCUCUUCUACUCCGACUUCUUCUUCGUCCAAUUCAGCCUCGUCCACCUCGUCCUCCACUUUGACUUCGGACUCGCAUUCGUCGUCCUGCUCGUCCUCACGACACAGCAGCAGCAUCAGCACCAGCAUCAUCAGUACCAGCAUCAGCAGCAGCGUCAGCUCAGAGGCAAUGCGCCGUGCGGGUCUCCCGACCCCACCGAGCAACAUAUUCGGCGGCUUGGAUGAGAGUCUGCUGGCUCGCGCCGAAGCUCUGGCGGCGGUGGACAUCGUCUCGCAGACCAAAAGUCACCACCAGCACCAGCAGCAGCACCACCACCCUCACCAUCCUCCGCAUCCACACCAGUCUCACCCUCCGCCUCACCACAGCCCGUUUAAGCCGGACGCGACCUACCACGCCAUGAACGCGUUGCCGUGCACGUCCUCGACCUCCUCGUCGUCGUCCUCGUCCGUCCCAAUCUCUCACUCGUCUGCGCUGGGUGGCGGCGGCAACGGAGGCCACCACCACCAUCAUCACCACCAUCACCACCACCACCCUCAGUCUCACCAAGCGCUCGAAGGGGAGCUUCUCGAGCACCUCAGCCCGGGCCUUGCGCUUGCAGGGGCAGCCAUGGACGGAUCGGUGGUGUCCACGCCGGCGGGACACAUGGCCGGCGUGAACCACCCCAUGCACCAGGCAGCCAUCAACAUGGCGGCGGCGGCGGCGGCGCACGCCCACGCCCACGCGCACGCCCACGCCCACGCGCACGCCCACGCGCUCCCCUCGGCGCACCACCUGGGCUGCCCGAGCGACGUGGACGCCGAUCCGCGGGACCUCGAGGCGUUCGCCGAGCGCUUCAAGCAGCGGCGCAUCAAGCUCGGCGUGACGCAGGCUGACGUGGGCGCGGCGCUCGCCAACCUCAAGAUACCCGGCGUGGGCUCGCUCAGCCAGAGCACGAUCUGCCGCUUCGAGUCGCUCACGCUCUCGCACAACAACAUGAUCGCUCUCAAACCCAUUCUCCAGGCGUGGCUCGACGAGGCCGAGAAGUCGCACCGCGAGAAGCUCAGCAAGCCCGAGCUCUUCAACGGCGCAGAGAAGAAGCGCAAGCGCACGUCCAUCGCGGCGCCCGAAAAGCGCUCCCUCGAGGCCUACUUCGCCAUCCAGCCGCGACCCUCGUCCGAAAAAAUCGCCGCCAUCGCUGAAAAGCUGGACCUCAAAAAGAACGUUGUGCGCGUCUGGUUCUGCAACCAGAGGCAGAAACAAAAACGCAUGAAAUACUCGGCGUGCGUGUAAAAAAAAAAAAAAAGAAGAAGUAUAAUAAUAAAAGUUUCACUCUUUUAAAAAAAGACUUCACGAACUGUUUGUAUAACAUUUCUUAUCCUCACAUCUUUUUUCCCCCUCCUGAAUCAUCCAUACCUCGUGCACUGAAGCAGACUGUCACUCUGACUGCAAACACCAAAAUCACUGUCACGUCAAAAGAGGAUGUGGAGACAUUUAUAAAGGACCGGACCAAGUAAGACCUUGUUUUUCCCCUUUUGAUAUUUAACUUGGUCAUGAUGGUUUCAGAUGAGUGUGACUAUUUUCCCGUCUCUCUAA
Silurus meridionalis is the source of this 2205-nucleotide messenger RNA. RefSeq names its product POU class 4 homeobox 2 (gene pou4f2). Gene Ontology annotation, biological process: regulation of transcription by RNA polymerase II. Gene Ontology annotation, molecular function: DNA-binding transcription factor activity, RNA polymerase II-specific; RNA polymerase II cis-regulatory region sequence-specific DNA binding. The transcript is spliced from 2 exons. The record is from RefSeq and is a predicted model, not a curated record. Lineage: Eukaryota; Metazoa; Chordata; Actinopteri; Siluriformes; Siluridae. Bases 538 to 1902 code for a protein of 454 amino acids.